Molecule: messenger RNA, 3354 nt
Organism: Caenorhabditis sp. 36 PRJEB53466
Lineage: Eukaryota; Metazoa; Nematoda; Chromadorea; Rhabditida; Rhabditidae
Source: the annotation of a GenBank genome assembly
AUGGCGACGUGCAGUGUAGACUUCGAUAAGACGCCCGCAGUAUACUCGCCCGGCGAAAAACUGGCCGGAAGUGUGAAGAUGAUCGUUGCGGACGAGGAUUUCAAAGCUCGCAAGGUACGAAUGGAGAUGAUCGGCAAAGCGUACACGUACUGGGAGGGAAACGUGAAGAACAACACCAAAAUCAAGUGGGUUUUUGGGAUUUCGGGCACUAAAAGCCACACAAGUUUACAGAAACGGUGACAUUGCGCGAGUCCGUCACAAUUGUGCGGAUCACAAGGGAAAAAUAGUGUAUUGUCGGUUCGAAAGUAUCGUGUGGAAAAGUGACGGCACUAAGCACGAGAUGCCGGCCGGCGAGCACACUUUUCCGUUUUCAUUCCAACUCCCACACUGGGCACCGCCUAGUUUUGAGGGUAAUGUACAUAUACUCAUUGAUAUUAUCGUUCCACUUUUUGUCCAGGCGAUCUCGGCUUCAUCCGCUACUUUAUCAAAGUCGAAAUCGACCGUCCGUGGAAGUUCGACGACAAGUUCAUCACGUGCUUCACAGUUUUACCCAAAAUCGAUCUGUCGCUGAUACCGAAUUCGCAAUUGCCGUCGCGGAAGCACGUUUGCGAGCAGAUCGGAGCGGUUUUGUGGAAAAGAGGCGCGGUGAGAGUUGAGGUAACCCUGAUUAUGUGAACGAGUUUGUGGAGAGCAAAACGUUGAGAUUCGGAUACCGAAGCAGGGAUUUGUGUGCGGAGAGCAUAUUCCGGUCGAGAUGAAGAUCGACAAUAGAACGUCGAAAAAGUUCAAGCAGGUAUUCUAUUGAGUUGUGUCAUGGCCCUAAAUUUCUCUUGCAGAUAAGCCUACGACUAGUCCAACGCGUCACGUACACCGGGUUCCGUGACGGAUUCGUCAACUCGCAGUCGCACGCGUGCAUCGGCCAUGAAAAGGAGAAGAUCACGUACGCGACACGUCUGAACGCACAAGUUCGAGUCGAGGAACGCAAGAUUUCCGAGGAUAUUGUGGUAGUGAACAAUAAUAAUAAUAUCAACUUGCAAUUGCGUCUUUUAGGACAUCCAAAUCGACAAAAACGAAAAGGUGGAGAUGGACAAGGCGCUGAGCGUUCCGCCGUUGGCGCCUUCCACCAAAACUUGCGAAAUUAUCGAUGUCGAGUACUAUCUGAAAGUGAAAAUGAGCACUUUGGGCACGUUUCCGAGUGCCAUCAAGUUGGAACUUCCGUUCAUUAUUGGCAAUGUGCCAAUUGAGAGUGGUAGGCGGGGCGGAGUGAAUAUUCACAAAUAUGAACAAAUAUUGUAGAUCUUAAGUUUGACUACAAAAAGUCAGUGUUCGGCUACUCGGCAACUGUGCUCAAGAAUCGAGAUGUGCAAAAGUUUGCGCCACUUUAUCCGGUCUACAAAUUCAAGUGAUUCAUGCGCUUUUUCUGUGAUAUUUUCCGAAUAAACCCUUUGAAAUCUGGCAUCAAAUCACAAAAGACAAAUCAGAACUUUCUUAUCAUUUUCCGUCUAUUAUCAUUCUGUGAGAUGAGAAAUAAGACGUGAAAAAGUUUGGUUUGUGUUCCAGAUCACAAAAUGAGACUUUUGGAGGGGUACAUAACGCUUUGGGGACAACUUUUUUGCAGAAAACUGUUCACAAUGGCAUUCCUACUGACAAUUCUCAUAACUCUGCUGAUUCCAGUGGCCAGGUACCUUCAAUUCACACAUUUCAUCCCAUAACCGUACAAUUUCAGCUAUUACCUGUGGCACUGGACAUUCUGGAAACGUCGUGGAAUGCCCGGUCCCUGGGGGCUGCCAAUUCUCGGAAAAUCCGGCACACUGCUCGACGACAGUACCCCGCCGGGCCAGAUUCUGAGCAAUUGGGCCCGGGAAUACGGAAAGUGUACGGAUUCACGGAGGGAAUGCAAAAAGUGCUCGUGCUCUCGGAUCCGCGUCUCGUUCAGGAGCUCUUUGUGAAACAGUACGACAAUUUCUAUGGCCGCAAGUUGAAUCCGAUUCAAGGAGAUCCGGAUAAGGAUGCGGAUGUGCAUAUUGUCGGAGCUCAGGGAUUCCGGUGGAAGCGAUUGAGGACCAUCACGGCGCCAGCGUUCUCGAACAAUAGCAUCAGAAAGGUGUUGGGCCGGAUCGAGGACAGUUCUUUGGAGUUUUUGAAGCAUUUGGAGAGAGAAGCGACCAGAGAGGAGGGUGUUAAUAUGUACCUGUACUGCAAAACACAAAACACAACCAGAGACCCGUCUUUCAGAUACUUUCAAGAGUUCACAAUGGACGUAAUCAUGAGAAUCGCAAUGGGACAGCCGGAUUCACAAAUGUUCAACAAUCCGCUAUUGUAUGAUUGUAAAGGGGUACUUUUCCUUUAUACUUUCCUUACAACUCCAACUUUCUCGCUUCCAGUUCUUUGAAAACAAUCGCUGGCAGAUGUGGAUGCUCGGCGGAGCGUUUCCGUUCGCUGUGACAGUGCUCAAAACGAUGUUCCUGAAACUGGGACUCUUCGGCGCCGGACCGUUUGUGAAAGUGCACAAAACAGUGAGAGAAGCGGUGAUGGCAAGGAUUGCGCAGAGAGAAACGGACGAAAAAGAGGGAAUUGAGCACGGAGAGCCCGAAGACUUUAUUGAUCUUUUCCUAAACGCAAAGGCGGAUGACGUCGCUCAUUUUGGAGAAGACAAUGAGGAAUUCACCAAGGCCACUGUCUACAAUAACAGUCUGCUGACCGUUCAAGAGAUCAUCAGCCAAUGUGUGGUCUUUCUGGUGGCUGGCUUCGAUACAACUGCCAUUUCUUUGGCUUUUGUAGCCUAUUUUGCUGCUUUGCACCCUGAAGUACAGCGUAAAAUGCAAGAAGAAGUGGAUAGAGAGUGUCCGGAUCCGGAAAUCACUUUUGAUCAACUGGCAAAGCUGAAGUACGUGGAAAAUGCUAUCAAGGAAGCGCUGAGGAUCUUUCCACUGGCUUCUUUGUAAGUAUUACCUCAACCCUUGCCAUCUAAUAUCUACAUUUUCCAGCGCCAACUCGCGUAGAUGCAUGAGAACUACCAAACUCGGCGAGACGACAGUUGAAGCGGGUGUGGACGUGAUGCUCGACACGUGGACUCUUCAUCACGACCCGAGCAUCUGGGGACCGGAUGUCGAGGAGUUUCGGCCGGAGAGAUGGGAGACCUCCUCCGCCCACACGUUCCUCUCGUUCGGCGCGGGACCCCGUCAAUGUCUGGGAAUGCGUUUGGCCUAUCUGGAACAGAAGAUCCUUCUGGCUCACGUCCUUCGGAAGCACUCCUUCGUCGCCAACAACAAGACAAGUGUUCCGAUGAAGUUGGUGGGUAGAUCCACGACGAGACCGGCUGAUUUGUGGCUUUCGGUAAAGCCGAGAUUCUGA